UUAUAUAAGAAAUAUUUUAAUUUUGUUUUGUUGGUAGUACCACCAUUAAAGCGUAGACUUGAAGACCACUGUUCAAACCAAUUAAAGUCCCCUUCAAUUUCUCUUCCUUUUCUCUCUCCUACCACCAUUUCUGCAUUUGAAGUUAUUCCAUUCCAAGGAUAUGGGUUGAGUCGUCACUUAUAUUGUCCUUGAGGAACUAGUCAGAUAAUCUUCUCUUUAAUUAUGAAAUUUGGUCUUACAGAUUUCCGCUCUGAGAAGAUGCCGCUAAAUGAUCUGAAAUCGAUUACAUAAAUGCGUUCAAUGAUCUGGUUCAUGCCUGCUUUCAAAUAUCAGUCUUUGUGUGAUAGCUUUAUGUCGUCUCAUUGUUCCUGGCUUCAUGUGCUUUUUAGUUUGAGACUGCACCUUCACGUUUAAGCUCCACUUUGCUGAUUGACUCUCUUUGUUGGAGCUAAUGAUGAAAGACAUGAAGAAAUGGUAUGCGGGUAUUAUAGUUUCUUCUAUCUUCAUGUUGCUGGUGCUGCGAUACACCAUCAUGCAAAAUCCCAUAGGGCAAAGUUCCUUUACUGGUUCUUUAUCUUUCAAUACAACUAAUCCAUUUGAAUGGGUUAAUACUAAUCCUCUUGAAUGGAUAAGCUCUACUGGCGCACCUGAUGUUCAAAGUCCUAAAAUUGCUUCCCAAGUAAUUCCAACAGAUACUCUGAUCUCCGGUCUCUUUGUUCGAAGGAACCUUACAAAGGAAGAACAUCAUUCUUUGCUGACUUGGAACCAGCUGAAGCACCUAAUUAAUAAUUCUCAGGCUUUGCCAAAUGCAGUAGAAGCCACUAGAGAAGCUUCACAUGCAUGGAAUGGCCUUAUGACUGUGAUUGAAGAAGAAAAGCUUCACGUAAAUGAUAGCACUUCCAUGAAAGCAAAAGAGAAACAGUGUCCGCACUAUCUUAAGAGGAUGAAUGACUUAGAAUUUAACAAUAGUAAUUUUAGGUUAGGGGUGCCUUGUGGAUUGACUCAAGGUUCUUCUGUUACACUUAUUGGCAUUCCAAAUGGCCUUCUUGGUAACGUUCGGAUUGACUUAACCGGGGAACAUAUACCUGGAGAGCCAGAUCCACCUAUUAUACUGCACUAUAAUAUCAGGCUACAUGGAGAUCAGAUAACAGAGGACCCUGUUAUUGUUCAAAACACCUGGACUGCUGCACAUGAUUGGGGUGAAGAGGAGCGCUGCCCAAAUUCUGAGACCGACAGUAAUAAGAAAGUGGAUGAGCUUGAUCAGUGCAAUGAAAUGGUGGGGAAGGAUGUCAAUCAAACAUUAAAGGCGUUAACACAUGUGAAUGGUUCCAAUGGAUCUUCACAGGUUCAUGAUGGAUUCAAAAGACGGCGAUACUUUCCUUUUAGACAGGGCUAUCCAUUUGUUGCAACACUUAGGGUUGGGUCAGAGGGAAUUCAAAUGACAGUUGAUGGGAAGCACAUAACUUCCUUUGCUUAUCGUGAGACGUUGGAACCUUGGCUUGUUAGUGAAGUUAGAAUUUCUGGAGAUCUGCAGUUGAUUUCAAUCAUUGCAAGUGGUCUGCCAACAUCUGAGGAUGUGGAGCAUGUUCGUGAUCUGGAAACUCUGAAGGCUGUUCCAAUUCCACAUGGAAAGUCUUUAGAUCUAUUUAUUGGGGUUUUCUCUACUGCUAACAACUUCAAGCGUCGAAUGGCUGUUCGAAGAACAUGGAUGCAAUAUCCAGCAGUGCGCUCUGGAUCAGUUGCAGUGCGCUUUUUUGUUGGUUUGCAUAAAAACCAAAGAGUAAAUGAGGAGCUGUGGAAUGAAGCCCGUACUUACGGAGAUGUGCAGUUGAUGCCAUUUGUAGACUAUUACAACCUGAUUACGUGGAAGACUGUGGCCAUCUGUGUUUUUGGGACGGACGUUGUUUCAGCAAAAUAUGUCAUGAAGACAGAUGAUGAUGCUUUUGUUCGUGUUGAUGAAGUAAUAGCUUCCUUGGAUAGGAUAAAUGUAACCCGUGGAUUGCUUUAUGGGCUCAUUAACUCUGACUCACGACCUCACCGGAGUCCCGACAGUAAAUGGUUUAUUAGUAUUGAGGAAUGGCCUGAAGAAACUUACCCACCUUGGGCACAUGGUCCUGGUUAUGUUAUAUCGCACGACAUUGCAAAUGCAAUCUCUAAGAGACAUCAAAACGGGCAACUAAAGAUGUUUAAAUUGGAGGAUGUAGCAAUGGGAAUCUGGAUUGCUGCGUUGAAGAAAGAAGGGCUUGACGUCAGGUAUGAGAAUGAAAUGAGAGUCUAUAACGAGGGAUGCAAGGAUGGUUAUGUUGUCGCGCACUAUCAAGGUCCGAGAGACAUGCUGUGUUUAUGGCAAAAACUUCAAGAAACAAAGCGUGCUUUCUGUUGUGGAGAUGGUAUGAGCUAAGUAAGAAAUUUUGCGAUGUGUGACUGACUGUAACAAUCAACCAACCAACCAACCAACCAACCAUUGCGUUUGCAUAGAUGUAGGUUUAGGAUUGCAUAUAUAGGAGGCAUUACCAUAUUCUUUUACCUCUCAUCAUUCUUUGAGUUUGAGGGCGAGUAGCUGCUUUCUGUGGAUUUGGCCAUAUUUCGGCUUGUAUCAUAUUUGAGUCAUAUGCAUUAUGCCAGGGAGAAGCAUUAAGCAUAUGUUAUCACUGUAUAUAAUUAGAUGCUGUAAAAACAUAAUGCUAUUAUUAUAUGAAAUAGUGAAUACCCUUUUCUCCCA
This is a messenger RNA of Spinacia oleracea (spinach), 2722 nucleotides long. RefSeq names its product beta-1,3-galactosyltransferase GALT1. The transcript is spliced from 8 exons. The record is from RefSeq and is a predicted model, not a curated record. The coding region runs from base 452 to 2401 and encodes 649 amino acids. Lineage: Eukaryota; Viridiplantae; Streptophyta; Magnoliopsida; Caryophyllales; Amaranthaceae. Gene Ontology annotation, cellular component: Golgi membrane. Gene Ontology annotation, molecular function: galactosyltransferase activity; carbohydrate binding.